Molecule: messenger RNA, 431 nt
Organism: Caenorhabditis sp. 36 PRJEB53466
Lineage: Eukaryota; Metazoa; Nematoda; Chromadorea; Rhabditida; Rhabditidae
Source: the annotation of a GenBank genome assembly
AUGCCGAGCGGUGGACAAAGAAAACACACGAUCUCGAACAAGACGAGGAAAAGGCCCGGAAAGGAUCUGGAUCAGAUCCACGAAGAUCUGAAGCCAGAGAAGGCCGCCAAGCUCCUCAACCAAGAGGUAAUUUUCUAUUUCGCGUCUUUUCCACUGAAAAAAAAUUGCAGGUCGACUACGAUCUCCCCGGCAACGGCCAGUUCUACUGCAUCGAAUGCGAGCGUCAUUUCAUCGACGAAAAGACGCGUCAACUGCAUCGGAAGACGAAACUGCACAAGAAUCGAGUGAAGACGUUGAAGGAGGUGCCGUACUCGCAAAAGGAGGCCGACGCCGCCGGAGGAUCCGGAUUCUUCCCGGCCAUCACUUUGAAGACUCGCGUGGAACUGCCCAAGGCGCCCGAGCCAGUGAAAGAAGAGGAAGCCGCCAAAUAA